AGCUCAAAUAUGAAUCGCUGUCUCAUAUCAUUGCUUGUGGUUGAAAAAUACUGAAGUCCCUGAAUAACAGGAGCAGAGAGGACACCAGGAAGAAUCAUCUUCUAGUGUAUCUCACAGGCACCGAGGCUCAGCUCUUCCACCUGGACCAGACCCCAGGGGCAGCAGAAACCAUAAACGGACGCAGAAUCAUAUCUGCAAAUUUCUCAGAGAUGGAUGAAGAAUUCCCAACAUAUGCACAGUUGAAGAAACCUCUUACUUCCAAGAAGCAUAUGCAAAAGAAUACAGAGGAAAAAGAGCAGCCAGUUUACUCUGAAGUGAAAAAAAAUCCUUUACACAUCAACCAAACAAAGAUAAAAACUGAAUCACCUAAAGAAAAAGAGUCUUCAGUUCCCAUAGCCUGGCGGUGCACAGUAGUGAUUCUUGCAGGCUUGUGCUUCUUUCUCCUUUUGACAAAUGGAGUUCUGGGUUUCAUGGUUUUCCAGGGUUUCCUGACAGAUCAAUCACCAAAGUAUCCUCUGGAAAAUACAACACAAGAGGACGAGUCCCAUGUUCAAAGCCUGCCAUUCACAUUGGAACCAACCUCCACAGGAGGAGAAAAUAUUGGAUUUAAGGAUAAAUGGUCAUGUUGUGGACAGAGCUGUUAUUAUUUCUCAACGACAAUAAAGAACUUUGAAGACAGUAGGAAACUCUGCAAAGAAAUGGAUUCCACACUACUCAAGAUAGAUGACGCACAGGAACUGAACUUUAUUCAAGGGCAAAUAUCUUAUUUCACUUGGAUUGGGUUGUCUCGUGAAAGAAUCAGUAGACACUGGACAUGGGAAGAUAACUCAACACCCUUUAUCCCAAGUGUUUGGAACGAUUCACAGACUGGAAACUGUGGAAGACUAGCACCAACAAAGGUGACUGAUUAUGACUGUUCUAAAUUAAUAUACUAUAUUUGUGAAAAGAAAAACGUUUGUCUUGCUACUAUGGGAUGAGAACAUCCUCAACAAAAUGAACACGAUAAUUUUUCCUUAUAAAAACCCUGACCCAUGGAAGCGUAUUUUGGGGGUGUCUCUGAAUGAUUGAGAUGAUGGAAACAUGAGAAUGAGGUGCCACAGAUUCACAAAUUCUGCUCCUUUCACAUGAAGAUAAUCUAUUCACACCUUCAAGUGUAAACUGGUGAAGUAAAAGAGCACAGGAAUUUCUGACGAGGACUAAAGAACCGUGGUUCUGCACAUCUUCUGUCUGCAAUUCACACAAACGUAGAGAUCUUCUCCAAACUUCCAGAGCGACCAUGCCCAUCCGGCUGAAAUAGUAAAUGAAGUCAUGAUUCUGUAUGAAGUGUUAUGAAUUAUCUUAUGAUACAUGAUCUCCUAAGACAAAGACAGCAUGGUGUACUAAGAAAUGGAACUGUAUCUUAUAAGUGUACAUCUCCUGCCUACACCACACCCAGUACUUCUCUCCUAAUUGGCAAAUGCAAUCUUUGACUCUCAAUUUCCUCUGAGUAAAAAUUUUCCAGACUGUUUUCCAAAGAAGUUGUGCCAUUUUGCAUUCCUACCGGUGAUAUAGAAAAGUUCCAUAUGCUCACAUCCUUCUACUAUUUAGAAUUGUGUGUCGGCAAAACCAUUUACUAAGGCCAUAUGAUAUUUAUAAGUUUAAUUUUUAUUUCUCUGUGAGUAAAGGAUGUAAAUAUCUUUUCUUGAGUUUUUUAUCAUUCACACAUCUACCAGGAUGAAAUACAUAUUUAAAUAUUAAGCCAACAUUUAUUGGGCUGUUUUCUUAAUAUUGAGUUAUGAGUUUAGCUUCUAUGUACAGGUAUUUACCGUAAUAUGUGAAUAAUGAGCCAUGCAUAUGCUGCCAAGAAUGAAAGCUUAGGACCAGGGGUUUAGCUCAGCGGCGUAAGUGCCUGUCUGCCAAGUGUAAGGUCAUGAGUUUGAUUCCUAGUAUCAAAACAAAACAAAACAAAAAAGCAGAAGAAGAAAAAUGAAAGCUUACCACAUUGAAACAAUUUUAAAACAGGAAAAGAAUUUUUACUUUAGGGUUCUCAGCAAUUGUACCUGCCUACUGAAACUCACCAGAUAAAUUUGGACCAAGAGUAGAGCCUGAGGCCAAUGUACAGGCCAAAGGCACUGAUCAUAGCAAAAAAAAAAAAAAAAAAAUGCAAAUCACAAAAGCCGUCAAAUAUCAGGAUACUCCUUGCAAAGAAAGUCACCACUACCCAAGCAAGAAAGGACACAUAGAACAACAGAAGCACAUUAUAACUAAACAAAUACAUUUUGACGUGAAUAAACGUUAAACAAACAAAUAGAGAAACAAAUGUUUCUCUAUGCUGUGCAUUCAAUCCUCUUUUCAGCAAUUUAUUAUUCUCAAGACUCAAGACUCAAGGCAAUUCUUUUUAAGAUAGCAAGAGGCCUUAGGGUAACCAUUGUUGAUUACCUUGUAUUCUGUUUUUACAUCAUGUACUAUAUCCUUCCUUUGUUUUGACUGACUGAUUUGUUUGGUCAUAUUUGGUUUUAUUCCCUUCCAAAAAAAAAGUAAUAAGAACUAUGGGAGUAAUAAAACACAAAAUGUGUAAAUGUUAUAGUAAAAAAGAGAGGAAAAAAAGUGCUCUAAAGGAUACAACUGCAAGUAUGUUUAGGUGUGUAAGAUAGAUGACCAUAUUACUAAGUUUUUGUUGGAUCAUUGAACACAACUGUUUGCAGUCUCACUGCCUGAAUGUCUACUUUGUAUGCUUUAAUCCUGUAACUUGAGCAACUAUUUCUAAGAGGACAAUAUAUAAUCUGUUAACUAGUGAUUUCUUACUGUUUUUUUUUAAUUCUGUAUUACUUGUACCCUUAUAUUAUUUUGGGGUUUUUUUUCCUUUAAAUAAAAUUUUAAAAAAGGAAA
Messenger RNA from Cavia porcellus (domestic guinea pig), 2868 nucleotides. RefSeq names its product C-type lectin domain family 7 member A-like. Gene Ontology annotation, cellular component: cell surface. Gene Ontology annotation, biological process: detection of molecule of fungal origin; positive regulation of cell population proliferation; detection of fungus. The transcript has 8 exons. Gene Ontology annotation, molecular function: pattern recognition receptor activity; (1->3)-beta-D-glucan binding. The coding region runs from base 210 to 977 and encodes 255 amino acids. The record is from RefSeq and is a predicted model, not a curated record. Lineage: Eukaryota; Metazoa; Chordata; Mammalia; Rodentia; Caviidae.